Molecule: messenger RNA, 1411 nt
Organism: Apis laboriosa (Himalayan honeybee)
Lineage: Eukaryota; Metazoa; Arthropoda; Insecta; Hymenoptera; Apidae
Product: MATH and LRR domain-containing protein PFE0570w-like
Exons: 3
Coding region: 21-1298 (425 amino acids)
Source: RefSeq, a predicted model, not a curated record
CAACUUAUCUCCCUUUUGUCAUGGCGAAUAUUAUUUCGCUCAGUGUAGUAAUUCUUAGUUGCAUCGUACUGGUCCAUGCGGAACCAGCAACAGCAAUUAAUAGCUAUCCCAUUAUAGGAGAAAGCAAUGGUUUCGAGUAUAAUAGCAACAUCAUCAACAACGGUGCUUAUAUGACUGACAAAGAAGGUCAUAGAGAAAACAUGGAUUUUUACGGUGGAGGAAAUAGUGGACAUUUAUUGACUAACAGCAGGAGUCAAGGAAAUUUCGAAGAAAGUUUAACAAGCAAUUCUUAUAACGGAUUUUCACCUAGUUCCCAUAAUACUGACUUUUCUACUUACUCUAAUACUGGUAAUCGUGAAAAUCUUGCUUCGAAUUCCUAUUUUGCAAAUAAUGCUGCUCAAUCCAGUUUUGGUAGUUACACAAGUAGCAACAGCAAUGGAGAUUCUACCUUCAAAACUUAUACCCAUGGCAAUGAUCAAGCCGGAUCUGAUUUCAAUCAGUUCUCUAUUAACAAACACAAGAAUCUCUCUUAUAUGAAAUUUUCCGAUAAUUUAACUGGUGCUACUAGCGCGGGAAAUUAUCCUGAACUAGGUACAGAGAAUUCUUCUUUCCGAGAAGAGUACUCUGGCGACUCUUUUAGGAAUCACGCAUCUAAUGAUGCAGGAUUCACGGAUGGUGCUGAUCAAAUCUACAACAGAGAAGUUUCUAAUCUAUUUAAUAGUCCUAAUAAUGAUUAUUCAUAUGGAAAACAUAAAGAUAGUACACUUAAUAUAGGAGGAAGCAACAAAUUUAUGAAUGAUGUAUAUUCCUUUCAUCCUGAAACUCGUUAUGUGCGAGGAAGUCAUGGAAACAUGGGACGUGAUUACGGUUCUUCAAUGAUUUUAUCUAAUCCUGGAAAUAAUCCUUUCGGCAAUAUUCGUGGAAAUAGCGGUGGAAAAUUAAAUAAAUAUAAUAAAUAUUUAGGUGAUUAUAUUUCCAAUGGUUUAAACUAUUUUUCCAAGGAACAAGAUAUUGAUUAUUUAUUUGGUAAUCACGGUAAAGGUAAUGGAAAAUUGUCUACAAUUAAAGAAGGCAGACCAAAUAAUUAUUUUGGAUCUUUGUAUCUCGGCAAAAUUGCCGGAGGUCAUAAAAGUAAAUCGAAUUUCAUGAAUUCAUAUCCUAGUACUUCGUCGAUAGCGUAUUCAUCUAUACCGAAUUUACAUAGUAGUAACAGUUAUGCUGAUAGCCCUGUAUUAAGAAGAUAUCGAAGCAAUAGUUAUGUACCAGGACAUGCUAGUUCAUAUUCUGGUUAUUACUAAUAAUUUUUUAAUGAGUUAAAUGUGUGUGAUGGCCGUGUGUUUUGUAUAUAUUUAUUAUAUGAAAUAUUUAAUAUUAAUUAAACGUUAUUUGUUGUUUAAAAUAAAAUUAUUGA